AUGGAUUCAAAGAGAUGCAAAGGAAGAGGUCGAGGACACCAGAGAGGAGGAGGAGGAGGAGGAGGUAGAGGUAGAGGAGGUGGUGAAGGAGGAGGGAGUGGAGGAGGAUGUAGUGAAGGAGGAGGGAGAGGAGUAGGAGAAGGAGGUCAAGGACACCAGAGAGGAGGAGGAGGAGGAGGAAGAAGAGGUAGAGGAGGUGGUGACCGAGGAGGUAGAGGAGGAGGAGAAGGAGGUCAAGGACACCAGAGAGGGGGAGGAGGAGGAGGAAGAAGAGGUAGAGGAGGUGGUGACGGAGGAGGGAGAGGAGGAGAAGAACGAGGUCAAGGACACCAGAGAGGAGGAGGCGGAGGAAGAAGAGGUAGAGGAGGUGGUGACGGAGGAGGUAGAGGAGGAGGAGAAGGAGGUCAAGGACACCAGAGAGGAGGACGAGGAGGACGAGGAGGACAAGGAGGACGAUGGCAACAAGGAAGGGGAAGAGCAAGGGCAAGGAGACAAGCGGUCUCGGAUGAAAUUCGAGCCACUUUAGUUGACCAUGUCCUUGUCCAUGGUAUGACUAUGAGGGAGGCUGGGCAACGAGUACAGCCAAAUUUGAGUCGCUUUACUGUUGCCUCCAUCAUCAGAACCUUCAGGGAGGAAAACAGGACACAGAGACGACCACCUGGUGGAGGCAGGUUAAGGCUUUUGUCGGAGGAGCAAGAGAGGGAGCUUGUAAACAUGGUAAUUGCCAAUAAUGUAAUCCGCCUGCGAGAGAUUCAAAGGAGAGUGAUUGAGGAUGAUCAUCAUUUUCGAGGGAUAAAUGCCAUCAGCCUCUCCACAAUUGAUCGCAUCCUCCGAAAGAACCAAUUCAGGAUGAAACAGGCAUACCGCGUCCCUUUUGAACGAAACUCUGACAGAGUGAAAAACCAACGAGUGGAAUAUGUUCAGAGAAUCUUUGACAUUGAAGGACGGCCUGUUCCCCAUGAAAUUAUCUUUGUGGAUGAGGCAGGUUUUAACCUGACCAAAAGGAGGAGAAGGGGGAGGAACAUAAUUGGCCAUCGGGCUAUUGUGAAUGUCCCUGGUCAGCGUGGAGGGAAUGUCACUAUGUGCGCAGCCAUCAGCCAACGAGGGGUACUCCACCGCCAUGCCAUUCUAGGACCCUAUAACACUAUGCUUCUCCUUGCUUUUCUUGAUGGUCUAAGACAACAUAUGUUCCAGCUGGACUACAGGGAACCAGCACAGCCAGAGCAGCCUCACUACGUUGUUGUUUGGGAUAACGUCAGCUUCCAUCGUGCUGCUCUGGUUCGUGACUGGUUUACCAAUAACCCAAGGUUUUCUAACAUCUUUCUGCCGGCAUACUCUCCCUUUCUAAACCCGAUAGAGGAGUUUUUUUCGGCAUGGCGGUGGAAAGUGUAUGACAGAGAACCUUAUGUUCGUGUUCACCUCCUCCAGGCCAUGGAAGAAGCCUGCCUAGACAUAUCGGUAGAUGCAUGCCAGGGGUGGAUCAGGCAUGCAAGAGGAUUUUACCCCCGCUGCCUGGCUAGGGCCAAUAUAGCCUGUGAUGUGGAUGAGAUUCUCUGGUUAUAA
Molecule: messenger RNA, 1563 nt
Organism: Labeo rohita (rohu)
Lineage: Eukaryota; Metazoa; Chordata; Actinopteri; Cypriniformes; Cyprinidae
Product: translation initiation factor IF-2-like
Exons: 4
Coding region: 1-1563 (520 amino acids)
Molecular function (GO): nucleic acid binding
Source: RefSeq, a predicted model, not a curated record